Molecule: messenger RNA, 6142 nt
Organism: Liolophura sinensis
Lineage: Eukaryota; Metazoa; Mollusca; Polyplacophora; Chitonida; Chitonidae
Exons: 14
Coding region: 35-5956 (1973 amino acids)
Biological process (GO): regulation of gene expression; chromatin remodeling
Cellular component (GO): chromatin; nucleus
Molecular function (GO): histone H3K36 demethylase activity; histone H3K9 demethylase activity
Source: RefSeq, a predicted model, not a curated record
AGUUGUAUGCACUCCAAGGUUGGACAGUUUUAAAAUGGAGUCUUCAAGUGGGGGGAGUAGCAUCCCCAAAAUUAUGACUUUCCAUCCCACGAUGGAAGAGUUCAUGGAUUUCCCUAAAUACAUUGAGUACAUCGAGUCACAAGGUGGACACAAAGCUGGUAUUUGCAAGGUUAUACCUCCCAAAGAAUGGAUUCCUAGAAAAGGCGGUUAUGAAGAUGUAGAAUUGACUAUCCCAGCACCCAUCAGCCAGGUAGUGACUGGAAGUCAAGGCUUGUACACACAGUACAACAUUCAGAAAAAAACUAUGAAUGUGAAAGAAUUUGAAAAGCUGGCAAACAGUGACAGAUACCGGCCUCCAAAGCACAAUGAUGACGAGGAAUUGGAACGAAAAUAUUGGAAAAACAUUGCAUUUGUGCCUCCAAUAUAUGGUGCAGAUAUCUCUGGUAGUUUGUAUGAUAAAGACCAAAGUAUCUGGAAUAUCAAUAAGCUUGGCACUAUAUUGGACUAUGUAGGUGAUGACUAUGGCAUUCAUAUUGAAGGAGUUAACACUGCUUACUUGUACUUUGGGAUGUGGAAGACCACAUUUGCCUGGCACACAGAAGACAUGGAUCUUUACAGUAUCAACUACAUUCAUUAUGGAGCACCAAAGCAGUGGUAUGCCAUCCCACCUGAGCAUGGGCGUAGGCUGGAGAGGUUGGCUGAAGGAUUCUUCCCCAGCAGUUUCCAAGCUUGCCCUGCAUUCCUACGUCACAAGAUGACUUUAAUAUCUCCUCAUAUUCUUAAACAGUACUCCAUUCCUUUUAACAAGGUUGUCCAUAAAGCUGGCGAAUUUGUGAUAACUUUUCCAUAUGGGUACCACUCUGGUUACAAUCAGGGCUUCAAUUGUGCUGAGUCAACUAAUUUUGCCUCAACUCGUUGGAUUGAAUAUGGGAAGAGGUGUAAACAGUGCACUUGCAGGAAAGAUGGAGUUAAAAUCAGCAUGGACACAUUUGUCAGACGUUUUCAGCCAGAAAGGUACGCCCUUUGGAGAGCUGGACAGGAUAUUGCACCUCAUCCAGAAGAUGACCAGAGCAAACUUUACAUGAAAAGCAAACAUGGAGGCAAAGCCAAAGAAAAAGAAACUGAAGAUGGUCAAAAUGCUGUGGAGGCUAACAGCACUGGCACUCUAACCACCAAAAGACAUCCUAUUUCAAAAGUGUCAGACAUAAAACGAAGACGAAAGCAUAAGUUUGUUGCAGAUCCAGGAAUAAUGCCACGAUAUGUGAGUAAGGAUCGAAAAAUUGAAGUUGAGUCUGAGCUUAAGUCAGAAGGGCAAGGUGACCAAUCAGUGUCUGGGAGUGGUGUUUCUGUAAAGAAAGUGAAAAAGCCACGAAAAGAUAAAUUGUCAGAGAAAAAAGAGAGUGUGUCUGCAGAGCAAACUUUACUGGAUAACGAUCACACUGCUUCAAAAACAUACCUUGAGGAGUUUCUCAAACAUGCCAUGUCCAGCCCAACAAAAUCCAAGAAGCCCAAAAAACGAAAGGAGCACCCCCUUGUUGUAGAUUCAUCCUUGGAGACAAAGGAAGAUGUUUCCAACUCUAUAUCUGAAACCAUAGAGAUAGUCAUCCAAAAAGCUUUGGCAGAGUCACUAGAUAUGUAUAAGCAGCAGACUCAAGAACAAAGUGCAUCUGGUCCUCAGCAUAGCCGUGAAGUAAAAGCUGACCAAGAGAUUCCAGAAGAAGGGAAUAAAUCCAGUUCAGAAUCUAGAGCCCACGGACAUGGCCAAAUUGGAAAUGACCCCUCAGCAAUGAUAUACCCCUCACCACCAAAGAAAAGAAGGGAAUCGUGUGAGGUUCCCGCCAAUGGGACAGGAAGCCUUGGACAGAAUGCCCAGCAGUCUAAGUUGUUCGAGGAUAUGGAUGCCAAAGGGCAGUCCAGUACACAAGAAUUCUCAACAUGCACCCAGCAUUCUCUCCUUCCUGGUGUUUCGCAGCAUUCUCCCCUCACUGGUGUUAUGCCAACUUCAUCAGCUUCAUUGUACACAAGCUCAAGGUCUUUAGACCUUAUCAACAGACUAACACAACACCUCUUUCAAGGCAGAACUACUGCUAACCCAGGAUUAUACCAGGGCAGCUUGAACAGUAAGCCGUAUGAAGUUUCCAGUGAAGUGCAAAAUCCCCUUGGGGGACAAUCAAAUUGUGGCUAUGUGCAGUACAGAUCAGCACAGUCAUCUUUGCAGGAGAGGACUGGCACUUGGCCCAAGAGUUCACAAGAGACUUCCGUCAGCAGCCCAUGUAUUCCAGUCAAGGGUAUCCAUGCACCAUCUGCCAUGAGUUUAUAUGGGGAUUCUGGCUCAAUGAAGCCUGUUAAAGCAAAAGCCUGUAAGCCCAGGAAGCCAAGGAAGACACAACCAGCGAAACGUGCAACAGUGGCAGAGGUAUUAUUAAAAAAGCAAGCUAUAGAGGAAGCUUAUCAGAGGUUAAUGGAGGAAAAACUAGCUGUAAGUAAACCGGCAGAGACUCCUGUUUCAAAAUCACACACACACAACCCUGUUUCUGUGCCUAAAUCAGAAUCUGCUCAGAGGUCUAAAGGAACUGACUCAUUCCGCUACGAUAUCAGUACACUUGGCCAUCAGCCUGCUCAAGUUGCUGGCAAAAGUGUUUCAAAGCAAAGUUCACCUCCUGUGUUGUCACCAAGUUUUCAGCUAGCACAGGUUCAAAAUUAUACUGAUGCCAGUAACACUCCUGAUCACUCACCACCGUUGCUAUCUCUUCAAAACUCCCCUGUCACACCCUCAAUACAGAGGAGUACUGGAGGAUCUUUAUUUCAGGAAUCUUCUGAGAAGACUGCCGGCCCUCCAGUUCUCGCAGUCCAGAAUUCUCCUGUUGAUGCAGCCAUGCCGAAGGCAGCUUCGAGAGAUCCAGUUAACCAAGCUAUAGCACCACCUGUCCUCUCCCCUCAUAGCUCUCUGUUGCACACAGACUUGUUAGAGGCUGCUGAAAGAGCUAUGUCUUACCCUGGGAAAGGUACAGGACCACCAGUACUCUCAAUGCACAACCCAUCCUUGCACUCUACUGUGCUGAAGUCAAGUACAGGGACAUUGUCUGGGAACUCAUUGGGGAAAGCUGCAGGACCACCUGUCCUCUCUCCACACUUUCACAUGACAGUACAGAACCAGGCUAAACAGAGUUCACCAGUCAAUCAGUCCCCUCCAAUGCUGUCACUACAAAAUUCACCGGAAACACUGCAGGACAAAAAUGUGGGAACUGGAAACGAAGAUGUUCCUCCCACUCUGGCUGCACAACUCCCGCAUGGUACUUCUGCUGUCACAUCCCAAAUGUCAACUUCAGUGAGGCAAGGUGUUAAUGGCUCACCCCAGCUAUCACCAGACGUGGCAGUAAAAGCUUUACUAGGGCUCGGAACUCCUGGGCGAUCAAGGGGAGCAAACGGACAAGGCUGGAAUGCAGAACAGAACAAACAAAAUCGGACAGUUGAAAUUCAACUGCAGCCAUGUGCAAAGUCAAAGGCUCCAUCACAUAUAAAUAAUCCUAUGUUAAGAUCACCGGAUCAGAUGCUACAAGUAUCUGAAAUGAAGCAGCAUGUGCCAAAAGAUGUAAGGACUUGUGAAAGUUUGCAAGAAAAACUUGUGAAAGCUGCUCCAUUUACUGUUGUUCCGUCUGCUGAUAACAAAGCCAAACUACUAACAGCAAAUCCAGCACUACACCUCCAAGGUAGGGUGGCAUUUGUCUCACAGGGUAAACCUCAGGCACCCACGGCCGGACAGAGUCAAGAUUCAACUUUGACUCACUUGAAAGCAAUACUUCCUAAGGGACAAAAUGUGAACAUAGUUGCUUUGAAUCAAUUAAGAGCUCUUCAAACUUGUGUAAGCCAAAAACAUUCAUGGUCUUCACAAAGAGUCCUUCCUGCUGAGGCAACUACAGCAAGAGAGUGUAGUAAGACAAAGGGCAGCCCUGAAACUGGCAAGCAUUUUACUCAGGCUUAUGGAUCGUUACAGUCAGUUAAUUUUCAAGACAACACUAUGUCCAUGGGUGGAAUAAAAAGUGUAACGGCAGCAAAUUCAAAUGUGAAUGCAGCGCACAAGCAAGUGGCCUCCCAUGGAAGUCUUGUGGCUAGACCUGACCGAAUCAUUCAACAGUCAAGUGCUUUAUCGCAGUACCAGAUUGCCUGCGAAAACAAGAACAAACCUUGUCUCAGUUAUGGUGUUGUGCCUUCAAACAUCCAGGUACAUGUUCAGUCUCAGUCAUCAAGUAAGAACAUCCAACAUACAUCAUCUAACCAGUGUAUGUCUUCAUGGGGAAACCAAUCCAGGAAAAUCAGUUCUUUGGGGAACCAGUCAUCUCACAUUCAGCUUUCUUUAUUCGGCAAUAAUACAAGCCAUGUACAGCUUGAACAAUCCGGCUCUGGGGUGCAUGCUCUUUGCAAUACAUCAGAAAAACUAUUGCCCCAACAGACUGUACAGCAUGCUGAGUCCAGUCAGCAUGGCUUAACUCAUCCUGUGUAUAGGCCACCAGUACAAGCUCCGAAUCCAAGUAAUCUGAAAGCUACAGGAGAACAAAUUCAGCAGCCUUCACAUCACAGAAUUCCUGAGGUAUCUCCUGACACGCAUGAAGAUAUGUGGUCACGCAAUGCAGAUGAAAGUUCGUUGCCGAACUACACUCAGGCAGAACCUACACCGCUCAGCGUUCAAAUUCCUUCACAUCAUCCGGGAAGUGGAGAUCACUUGUAUUUUUCUCCUCCACAUAGACGAUUGCCAGAGAGAUCAGAAGAUUCUCUUCAAGAGAUGAAAAGUACAGAAAUGGAAGAUGUUACCCAGAAUCCAGAGAUUUCAGUUUCCUCAGACAUUGUCAUUGAGAGUGUGCCCACUGAGGAGGACUCUAUUGAGACAAAUGUGCUGCAUCCUCUUUCUACCACCAUCUGCAAACCAAUGUCCAUUAUCAUUUCAAAUGACUGUGAGGUUUCCAUCAAAUCAGAAGAAAUGCAGGAAUCGCCAUGUGCAGGUUCUGAUGAUGGGAUUACUCUUGGAGAUCAAGCACAAUUUACAGAAACUGGCAACCUUCAAAUUGGCAUCAAGGGAAAACCACAGAAGUCUCAGCAAACAGCUGCAAAACCUGCCAAGAAACCUUCAAAAAAGUGCAACAGGAAACGUGGAUUAAGGGAUGAAAAGCAGCUAGAAACCUUUGACAACGACGUCAAGAGUGAAGACGAGGAUCUGGGAUUAGGAGCAACUAUCAAAGAACCUUGGGCCAAGUCUUUUGCUUGUCUGUGGCAAGAUGGUCCUGUUGACUUCUUCAGUGAGCAGCUGUAUAACACUGUGAUGGCUAUGAGUGCUCCACACUGCAGUGUCUGUGCCCUCCUCAGACCUUCACCUGUGACCUGUGAGGCUUGGGAGUCCUGUAAACAUUUGUCUGCAUUGGUGAGACCAGGGUCAGAUGGGAUACCAACUCGAUCUGCUCCACUGAUCUCGGAGGUGUGCUUUUCUUCUAGUGCUCAAAACCCAGAGCCCAUGGGAACAAAUUCUGUGGUUGGAGAAGAUGGAGCCAGUGAUCUGCUGGUCUGUGACAGCUGCAAACUCUGUGUACAUGCCAGCUGCUAUGGUGUACUGGAUAGUCCACCGGAGAUUUGGAAAUGUGACCGCUGCCAGGAAGACAACAGAAAUGCUAGCUGUUGUUUGUGCUGUCUGAGAGGUGGAGCUCUGAAGAACACAACCAGUGGAGAGUGGGCUCAUAUCUGGUGUGCUCUCACAAUCCCAUUGGUUGUAUUUAGCCAAAUACAGAAGCGAGAAGGCAUCAAUCUCGAUCAACUGGAACAUUCAAGAUACAAGCUUAAGUGUGUGUACUGUAACAGUGCAGAGAGCUUGAUAAACCUGGUGUUUGCACCAGUGCUCUGUUGGAAGGUGCCCUACCUCAUUUCAUGUUACCUGUGCACAUGCUGCUGGUGUGGAUUUCACUACCAGUGAUUGGCCAUUCCUGUUUAUGUCACCUGUACAAAACAUGCUCAUAAAGGAAAAGUAUCCUCGAGGGAUUUAAAUGAUCUAAACCUGAAGAGUUAUGUGUAUGCUAAAUACAAGAACGGCCGAUAUUACAACGCUCAAAUUAUUGAUCGCAAGAUGCAGACAUUUUACCAUGUAGACUUUGACGAUGGG